GGAGCACAUCUGCAAAUUAAGCAGAUAGAUUCCCCUCUAUCAGGCUGUCUCUCCAUGCCACAAGCCCCCUGUGCUGUCAGAGAAGAUUCCUCAAAGUGCUCACAUUUGAAUCCCAAUUACAUAGAAAGAUUUCGGAGGACGCAAAAAACCCCUAUCAGCCAGAUACUGACCACAGUAUGGCCCAGUCAGCAGAUGAAAUGUCACUGCAGGUGGUAUCAGCCGUCAGUAAUUCGUCCUUGCUUCAGCCGGGCUUCUCUCUCCUGAAUUUUGACGGGCAUGUUUUCUUUUUUGGGCAGAAAGGAUGGCCAAAGAGAUCCUGUCCCACUGGUGUUUUCCUCCUCGAUACAAAGCAGAAUGAGCUCAAAAUGAAACCUGCCUUCUUCUCUAAAGACUCAUGUUACCUCCCCCCUCUCCGCUACCCUGCUCUUUGCACGCUCAGAGGCAAUGCGGAGUCUGAUGAGUACCAGUAUAUCAUCCAUGGUGGUAAAACACCUAACAAUGACCUUUCUGAUAAGAUUUACAUUAUGAGUCUGGUAAGCAAAAAUAGCAAGAAAAUCACGUUCCAAUGCGUUGAGAAAGACCUGGCUGGAGAUGUCCCUGAAGCUAGAUAUGGGCAUACAAUUAACAUAGUUCAUAGCCGGGGAAAAAGCAUGAGCGUUAUAUUUGGAGGGAGAGCAUAUACUCCUCUUGCACAAAGAACCACUGAAAAAUGGAACAGUGUAGUUGACUGUUUGCCAUCUAUCUUUCUCGUUGAUUUUGAGUUUGGAUGCUGUACGUCAUACAUACUUCCAGAGCUUCAAGAUGGACUUUCUUUCCACGUUUCAGUUGCCAGAAAUGAUACAAUCUACAUUUUGGGAGGCCAUUCACUUCAAAAUAACACCAGGUCCCCCAGCCUGUACAGGCUAAAAGUUGAUCUCCCACUGGGCAGCCCAGCCGUGACCUGCACCAUCUUGCCAGGGGGGAUAUCUGUGUCAAGUGCUAUAGUGACUCAAACUGGUGAUACCGAAUUUGUCCUUGUCGGGGGCUACCAGUCUGACAAUCAGAAACGGUUGGUGUGUAACACCAUAGUUCUGGAAGAUAAUAAGAUAGAGAUUGUUGAAAGGGCAAGCCCGGACUGGACACCAGAUAUUAAACACUGCAGGAUGUGGUUUGGCUGUGAUAUGGGCAAAGGAUCUGUAUUGCUGGGCAUUCCAGGGGCCAACAAACAGUUAAUCUCAGAUGCAAACUACUUCUACAUUUUGAGAUGCAAAGGAGCAGAAGAGGACAAGGAGGAAGAACUGACAGCACAAACUUGCAGUCAGACAUCGACCGAAGACCCUGGAGACUCCACUCCAUUUGAAGAUUCGGAAGAGUUUUGUUUUAGUGCUGAAGCCAAUAGCUUUGAUGUUGAUGAUACUGACACUUACAAUGAAGAUGAUGAAGAAGAUGAAUCAGAAACAGGCUACUGGAUCACCUGCUCUGCCAGUUGCAAUAUUGACAUUAACACCUGGGUCCCUUUCUAUUCGACAGAACUCAACAAGCCUGCAAUGAUCCUGUGUUCCAGCGGGGCUGGCCACUGGGUCCACGCACAAUGUAUGGAUCUCUCAGAGAGCAUGCUCCUACAUCUUUCAGAAGCAAAUGUCAAGUACUUCUGCAACGAGCAUGUUGACCUCAAUAAAGGGCUACAAACUCCCAAAAAGGUGGUGCACCUGAAAAAGCAACCCAUGAAACCAUUGCGCAAAAAGACAACCAUGAAGUUAACAACGCCCACGAAAAAGUCCUUUCUUCGGAGAUUGUUUGAAUAGAUUUACACUGCUGAUUUGUAUUCACCUGGGAGGAAUUGAAAUCACAGUCAAAGACAGCUAGUAAUGGUUGAAGCAGAAUCGGUUAUUGGAGCUCGAAGAGAUCUUUCUAUUUAAUUGAUUUCAAUUAUCUCAAUAUUUCAGUUACAUUUCAAAGCUCAUGAAUUUAUUUUGUCUCUUAUGUGUAUUUUUAUAAUAUCCGGAUAGGAACCCCAUCAUAGAGGGC
Molecule: messenger RNA, 2007 nt
Organism: Aptenodytes forsteri (emperor penguin)
Lineage: Eukaryota; Metazoa; Chordata; Aves; Sphenisciformes; Spheniscidae
Gene: RAG2
Product: recombination activating 2
Exons: 2
Coding region: 177-1784 (535 amino acids)
Biological process (GO): V(D)J recombination
Cellular component (GO): nucleus; DNA recombinase complex
Molecular function (GO): protein binding; sequence-specific DNA binding
Source: RefSeq, a predicted model, not a curated record